This is a messenger RNA of Rhea pennata, 2658 nucleotides long. RefSeq names its product peroxisome proliferator activated receptor alpha (gene PPARA). Bases 496 to 1998 code for a protein of 500 amino acids. Gene Ontology annotation, molecular function: RNA polymerase II cis-regulatory region sequence-specific DNA binding; DNA-binding transcription repressor activity, RNA polymerase II-specific; nuclear receptor activity. The record is from RefSeq and is a predicted model, not a curated record. NCBI's taxonomy places the organism in Eukaryota, Metazoa, Chordata, Aves, Rheiformes, Rheidae. Gene Ontology annotation, biological process: hormone-mediated signaling pathway; fatty acid metabolic process; negative regulation of transcription by RNA polymerase II. The transcript has 8 exons. Gene Ontology annotation, cellular component: nucleus.
GCCGCGGCGGCGCGCGCCCAGCGCCGUUCCCGCUGCCGCUGCCUGUGAGCGGCACCGCUGCGGGCACUGCUCCUUCACGUGAGCGCCGCGACCUGGCCUCCGCGCUCCGCAAAUAGCUUGGCAGGCGGAUAAGAGGCGGCGCGAGGCCAGACUUUGUUCCCUGGCAGAUGUCUUCGCCCUCUGCGCCAGCGCCGGUUCGUCUCUUCACUCUCUCGUGUUUUCUUUGCCUUUGACCGAAAGUUGCGGGCAGGCCGCUGCUCAACCCGCGCUGCCGGGGCCCUGAGGGGCCGCGCGGGCGGCCGUUACCGCGGGCGGCCGUGGAGCGCCGGCGUCGCGGAACCGUGCCCGCCGGGCUGUCCCAGACGCGUUUUCCAUGGGCAGAGGGGGGAAAUUCCUCUGUUUUUUCGAGUCUUUUUUUUUUUCCAGCUCAUCGCCGGAAUGUCAGCAGCUUUUUAUUUAUGAAGAGCCACGUGUUAACACCAAUGUGCACGUGACAUGGAAAGGGAACAGAUUGUGGAAACCAACUUCUGUUUCAACCUUGCAGGAGGCUGCAUGAAGUGUGUAAAGAAGCUUAACUUCUACUUGACCAAAAUGGUGGACACUGAAAACCAGCUUUCUCCACUUACUCCGUUGGAGGAGGAUGAUAUAGGCAGCCCUUUACCUGGAGAGUUUCUACAAGAUAUGGAGAAUAUUCAAGACAUCUCUCAGUCUCUUGGUGAUGAUAGCUCUGGAGCUUUAAGUUUAACAGAGUUCCAGUCAUUGGGAAAUGGUCCAGGAUCUGAUGGAUCAGUUAUAACAGACACUCUUUCACCAGCAUCCAGUCCUUCAUCCAUUAAUUUUGCCACAGCUCCAGGUAACAUAGAUGAAUCACCCAGUGGAGCUUUAAACAUUGAAUGUAGAAUUUGUGGGGAUAAAGCCUCAGGCUACCAUUAUGGAGUACACGCUUGUGAAGGUUGUAAGGGUUUUUUUAGGAGAACAAUUCGAUUAAAACUCAUCUAUGAUAAAUGUGAUCGCAACUGCAAAAUUCAGAAAAAAAAUCGUAAUAAGUGCCAAUACUGUCGUUUUCAAAAGUGCCUUUCAGUUGGAAUGUCACAUAAUGCAAUACGUUUUGGACGAAUGCCAAGGUCUGAGAAGGCAAAGUUAAAAGCAGAAAUUCUAACAGGUGAAAAUUAUGUAGAAGAUUCAGAAAUGGCAGAUCUUAAAUCACUUGCCAAAAGAAUUCAUGACGCCUACCUGAAAAACUUCAAUAUGAACAAGGUUAAAGCCAGAGUUAUCCUUGCUGGGAAAACUAAUAACAAUCCACCAUUUGUUAUACAUGAUAUGGACACAUUAUGCAUGGCAGAGAAGACGCUGGUGGCAAAACUAGUGGCCAAUGGAAUUCAGAAUAAAGAAGCAGAAGUUCGAAUCUUCCAUUGCUGCCAGUGCACCUCUGUGGAGACUGUCACAGAACUUACUGAAUUUGCCAAAUCCAUCCCUGGCUUCUCCAAUCUUGACUUGAAUGAUCAAGUGACACUGUUAAAAUACGGAGUUUAUGAAGCCAUAUUUGCCAUGUUAGCUUCUGUAAUGAACAAAGAUGGGAUGCUGGUAGCCUAUGGAAACGGUUUUAUAACCCGGGAGUUCCUGAAAAGCCUGAGAAAGCCAUUCUGUGAUAUAAUGGAGCCGAAAUUUGAUUUUGCAAUGAAAUUUAAUGCACUGGAAUUGGAUGAUAGUGAUAUAUCCCUUUUUGUGGCUGCUAUCAUUUGCUGUGGAGAUCGUCCUGGUCUUGUAAAUGUAGGACACAUUGAAAAAAUGCAAGAGAGCAUUGUGCAUGUACUGAAACUUCACUUGCAAACCAACCAUCCUGAUGACAUCUUCCUCUUCCCAAAACUUCUUCAAAAAAUGGCUGACCUCCGACAACUUGUGACAGAGCAUGCUCAGCUUGUUCAGAUAAUUAAGAAGACUGAAUCUGAUGCACAUUUACACCCUUUACUACAGGAAAUCUACAGGGAUAUGUAUUAAGGAUUUUAAAUAUUUUUUCCACAAUAUUUAAGGACAACAGCAAUAUUAAUAAUAGAUGGGAGCAAAAUUACUUGCACAAUUAUCUGCUAUUCACUCAGUCUGGAGCAUGAAAAAUCUAAAAGCUAGAUAACUGAGUAUUAAACUUUUGGUUUGGGCUCUACUGUCCUCUUUUGAAAGAGUUCUGCAGAGAAAUAUCAAUUGUAACGCUCAUGAAGUUGCUCACAAGGAUUCAUUUAUUUGGAAAUUUGAGGAUUGGUAAGGAAUAUGUAUUUGUAUAAUAAAUCAGAAUGUUGAUUAACAGAAAUGAACAAAAUUGUAUUUCCUCUUGGCGAAAUCAUUUUAGAAUAAAAAUAACAAAUUCAGUAAAUUCUCUCCAAGUAUAUGUAUGCACAAUCAUAAAAAUUACGCACUUUUGGCUAAUGGUAAUUACUGAGAACUAACUAACAUUUUUUUCUUAAGGCAGUCAGUCUAGAUGCAUCAAAUGGUUGGUUAUUACUGUCCAUGUACUUCUAAAAAAAAUUGAAAGACCUCUGAUAUGCUACAACCUGAAUUCCAUGAAGUACAGCUUCAUAUAGUUUUACAGCAGUGAACUUCAGCAUUAGCAUAUUGAAAAGAUGUUUCUUUUAUGAAAUGAAAUAAAAUACAAGGAGCUAUCUAAAA